This is a messenger RNA of Neltuma alba, 540 nucleotides long. RefSeq lists its product as uncharacterized. Gene Ontology annotation, molecular function: nucleic acid binding. Gene Ontology annotation, biological process: DNA integration. The transcript is spliced from 3 exons. The record is from RefSeq and is a predicted model, not a curated record. Bases 1 to 540 code for a protein of 179 amino acids. NCBI's taxonomy places the organism in Eukaryota, Viridiplantae, Streptophyta, Magnoliopsida, Fabales, Fabaceae.
AUGGUUUCUAAAUUUCUAAAGUCCACCAUCUUCAGUAGAUUUAGGGUACCUAAAGUGCUAAUCAAUGAUCACGACACCCACUUCUGUAACAAGUUGCUUAAUAACUUGUUGGCAAAAUAUAGGGUUUCCCACAGAGUGUCCACCCCUUAUCAUCCUCAAACAAGUGGUCUAGCUGAAGUAUCAAAUCGAGAGAUCAAGCGCAUCUUGGAAUGGAUUGUCAAGCCCUCUAACAGAGACUGGAGCCUGCGACUAGAUGAUGCACUGUGGGCCUACAGCACUGCCCACAAAACUCCAAUUGGUAUGUCAUCGUAUCAGAUCAUCUAUGAACUUGAAGAAAUACGGUUAGCUGCCUACAACAGCUCAGACAUCUACAAGCAGAAAACCAAGCUUGUCCAUGAUGCCAACAUCUUGAGAAAGAAGUUUAAGGAUGGUGAUAAGGUGUUGAGGAUGAUAGAGCUCAAGGAGAAGGCCACUGGUAAAAUGUUUCAGUACAAUGAUCAUCUCCUCAAGGUCUAUGAAGAGCCCGCACUGCCUUCUUAA